Messenger RNA from Xylaria bambusicola, 1503 nucleotides. RefSeq lists its product as uncharacterized. The transcript is spliced from 3 exons. Gene Ontology annotation, biological process: regulation of transcription by RNA polymerase II. Gene Ontology annotation, cellular component: nucleus. The coding region runs from base 1 to 1503 and encodes 500 amino acids. NCBI's taxonomy places the organism in Eukaryota, Fungi, Ascomycota, Sordariomycetes, Xylariales, Xylariaceae. The record is from RefSeq and is a predicted model, not a curated record.
AUGACUUCAUCUACUGGUCCGACACCUGCUCACGACCCUUCAGCUAGCGACAUAUAUGACCCGGAUGAGGUAUUUCCACGAAACAGUCCCUUGAUGAAGCCUUGCGUUUUCAAACUCAAGCCUUCGCCUUCUCCGCCGGCGGUUCCUCUUCCUCUAGUCAGUCACUCACCCAGUCUUGGCGGGAAGUCUUCUAAUCGUCGGCAUAAGAUUCAACCUACUCAGGGCGAUGCUGUGCUAAUACUGCACCUCGAUGGUGGAAGGCGCCCUGAGAUUUCUCAGGAGGCAGGGAAACGCCCACUCGACCAAUUUGACACUGGAAGUGAAUCGGAAGGGUCGAUAGGCGAUGAUUCGGAAUUCGAGGAUGGCAUUCGAAGCAACGACAUGUCGCCAGCACCAACCUCGCGUUUCACAAAAAAUGUAGUCGAACCGUUAGCAUUAGAACCCCCAUCGGCACCAGCAUCUGUUGAUUUGAGGUCUUUAGCAACAGAUGCGCUUGCAGCUGCUCAAGCAGUUUCAAAGACCACUGAUCUAGAUGAGUUACAGAAUCCAAAUCAUGAAACUCAGGUCUCUCGAAGACUUAGCUUAAUCGAAGGUUCGGCAAUUAUCAGGGCGGAAGGCAUGUCCAUAUCGAGUGCAAAACGGCCAGUACUCGCGCCGCCGAUACCUCCAUAUCCUCUUGGAAGUCAUGGUGAACUAGCCCCUCUUCAAAUGGCUUCUCCUAGGUCGGAUUCAUCAAACCAUGAAACACUGCCGUCGAUUCGAUCGCAGUUCUUCGAACAACUUCACAGCCCGCCGAAAGAUCUCGCUCUGCGUUCUAGUCCGCAUUUUCCUCACUCCCCUCCAACGGGACCAUCUCGGUUGGGAGCCAUCUCAGGGAACCAUGCCUCUCCGCCCAUUUCGCCAAACGAAGGAUUCCGAAACAGCAUCCCAUCUCCAGCUAACACACUACCUGCUUUGAGUCCCUACCCAUAUUCGAGCACCGCCGGUAACAGCCACCACUCUCCACCAGGGCCGGAUUAUAGCAGUUCCAAAUUGGACCGCUCCUCGAUUAGCCAGAUUCUAACACCCCCCACAGACCGAAUUGCAGAUAGAAUGAGCAUUGACAGCAUGACCAAUCCCCAAGUCGGGCAGUUCAUAUGUAAUUUUCAAGGCUGUAAUGCACAACCUUUUCAAACACAAUACCUUUUGAAUUCACAUGCCAACGUACACUCCUCAGCUCGGCCGCAUUAUUGUCCAGUAAAGGGGUGUCCCCGGAGCGAAGGCGGCAAAGGAUUCAAGCGCAAAAAUGAAAUGAUUCGACAUGGUCUCGUACACGAUUCGCCUGGUUACGUGUGUCCGUUCUGCCCAGAUCGAGAACACAAAUAUCCCAGGCCGGAUAAUCUACAAAGACAUGUUCGCGUUCAUCACGUCGACAAGGAUAAGGAUGACCCAGCCUUGCGUGAAGUGCUUGCACAACGCCCUGACGGCCCUAAUCGAGGCCGAAGACGUCGUGGUGGGCCUUGA